Dermochelys coriacea (leatherback sea turtle) is the source of this 9392-nucleotide messenger RNA. RefSeq names its product thyroid hormone receptor alpha (gene THRA). Bases 472 to 1698 code for a protein of 408 amino acids. NCBI's taxonomy places the organism in Eukaryota, Metazoa, Chordata, Testudines, Dermochelyidae. The record is from RefSeq and is a predicted model, not a curated record. The transcript is spliced from 10 exons. Gene Ontology annotation, molecular function: RNA polymerase II cis-regulatory region sequence-specific DNA binding; zinc ion binding; nuclear receptor activity. Gene Ontology annotation, biological process: negative regulation of transcription by RNA polymerase II; cell differentiation; retinoic acid receptor signaling pathway.
GCUCCGCAGCCCGCUCCCGGGGACACGCAGCCAGAGCCGCGCUCCCAGCCCCGGAUUUACAGACCCGGCCCCGCGCGCGCAGCCACCGGCCCGGGGCCGCCGGGGCCCCCGCAGCCGGGCCGAGCCGCCGCUUCCUGCCGGGAGAGCGGGGCGGAGAGCCGGGGGGCAGGCGAGGAGCAGCCCCGCCGAGGAGGGAUCCAAGUGGAGGAAGAGGAGGGGCGUGAAGCAGCCUCGCCCUGCCCCCCACCCUGGUGUCACCUACAACUGGUGUCUCCCACUGGGACAGGCGCCCCUCCCCCCUGACCCCUGGGGGAUGGUCUCCGCCAGCGGGCGCUGAGCCAGGCGCCAUGGGGUGCGCGCCAUAGACACCCCCCGGCGCCCCGCGUCUGCCGUGGCGGCCGCGGUGCAGAGCACCUGGGGGCGGAGCCCACCUUGGUCUCUCCUGAGCGCUCCUGGAUGGAAUUGCGGUGAAUGGAACAGAAGCCCAGCACCCUGGACUGCCUGUCGGAGCCAGAGGAAACCCGGUGGCUGGAUGGGAAACGCAAAAGAAAGAGCAGCCAAUGUUCGGUGAAGAGCAGCAUGUCAGGGUACAUCCCUAGUUACCUGGACAAAGAUGAACAAUGUGUCGUGUGCGGUGACAAGGCGACCGGCUACCACUACCGCUGCAUCACCUGCGAGGGCUGCAAGGGCUUUUUCCGACGGACCAUCCAGAAGAACCUGCACCCGACCUACUCCUGCAAGUACGAUGGCAGCUGUGUCAUCGACAAGAUCACCCGCAACCAGUGCCAGCUGUGCCGCUUCAAGAAGUGCAUCGCCGUGGGCAUGGCCAUGGACUUGGUGCUGGAUGACUCCAAGCGGGUAGCCAAGCGGAAGCUGAUCGAGGAGAACCGGGAACGGCGGCGCAAGGAGGAGAUGAUCAAGACCCUGCAGCACCGCCCGGAGCCCAGCGCCGAGGAGUGGGAGCUGAUCCACGUGGUGACGGAGGCGCAUCGCAGCACCAACGCCCAGGGCAGCCACUGGAAACAGAAGCGGAAAUUCCUGCCCGAGGACAUCGGCCAGUCGCCCAUGGCCUCCAUGCCUGACGGGGACAAGGUUGACCUGGAGGCGUUCAGCGAGUUUACAAAAAUCAUUACCCCAGCCAUCACCCGCGUGGUGGACUUUGCCAAAAAACUGCCCAUGUUUUCAGAGCUGCCUUGCGAGGACCAGAUCAUCCUGCUGAAGGGCUGCUGCAUGGAGAUCAUGUCGCUGCGGGCGGCCGUGCGCUACGACCCCGAGAGCGAGACACUGACGCUGAGCGGCGAGAUGGCCGUCAAGCGGGAGCAGCUGAAGAAUGGCGGGCUGGGUGUGGUGUCCGACGCCAUCUUCGACCUGGGCAAGUCGCUCUCCGCCUUCAACCUGGACGACACGGAGGUGGCGCUGCUCCAGGCCGUGCUGCUCAUGUCCUCAGACCGCACUGGGCUGUUGCGGGUGGAGAAGAUCGAGAAGUGCCAGGAGACCUACCUGCUGGCGUUCGAACACUACAUCAACUAUCGCAAACACAACAUUCCCCACUUCUGGCCCAAGCUGCUGAUGAAGGUGACCGACCUGCGCAUGAUCGGAGCCUGCCACGCCAGCCGCUUCCUGCACAUGAAGGUGGAGUGCCCCACCGAGCUGUUCCCACCCCUCUUCCUCGAGGUGUUUGAGGAUCAGGAAGUCUAGGGUGGGGGGAGGGGAGGGGGCCAGGGGGCGGGGCCAGGACUCGGGCAAGAGCCCCGCCCCCAGCCCCUCGUGGACACGUUUUACUUGGUUCUUUUUCGUUUUGGUUUGUUUUUCUAAAUAUUGCGCGUGGGUGUCAACCGGCAGUGCCGCCCCCGCCCCCCGCCCCGUGGAGGGGGUGGGACCAUGGGGGCAGGGCUGCUGUCGGGGUGGGGGGGAGGGGCAAAACUUUUCAAAAACCACACAAAACAUGGGCUUGGGGGGGAGGAGUUGGAUUUGGAGUAGCAGGGGAGGAUAAGUGGAACCUGGAUCUCCUUUCCUCUGAACCCCUCAGUUAUGGGGGUGUGGGGGGGUGGAUACGUAGCCCUGAUUUCCACCCAACUGCAGGAUGAACCCCCCCACACACAGUAUUCUCCGUCCCAUCACCUCCCUGGCACUGGGCUCAGCUGGCACCUCACGGCUCCCCCCAAAUAAACCUCUCUCGUUCCACGGACUUUAUGAAUUUUGUUUGUUUGCACAGGACAGUCCCAGACGUCAGAGCGUUUGUUUCCUUUAUUAUUUCCUUAGGUGAUUUUGUUUUUGUUCUUUUUAGCAUUUAUUCCCUCCCUGAGAGGCUAAAAUAUUAACUAACUGCACUUUGAGAAGAGAAAAGCUAUUAAAUUAUUAGCGGGGAGAACCUGGGCACAGGGAGAGGGGUUGAGGUUAGGAGGGGGGGGUUCAGGCCACGGAGCCGAGCAUGAACGACAAAUGCACUUUUUUUUAUUAAAAGACAAAACUCCAGCGGGAAAUCGCUGGCUAGAUUCCCAGGGGUGCCUCGAUUUCCCAUCGAACUACCGGGCGCGAAGCCAGGGUGCCAGCUGAACCCCAUGCCAGGGUUGCAGGGUUGGGCCACCGGAGAAUGUCAGCUCCCUGCCACACUGGAGAAUCGGGGCUCCGAGGUUUGGCUGUCAGGUCCCUUGCCCUCUCCCCACCUCCCCCGCAAAAAUCCGCCACUUCGGCCCAUCUACCUCUUAGGCUGGAUGGGGCAGGCAGGUCUGUCCUGACACCCCAAUCCCCCCAGCACACCCACCUCUCCCCCAGUGCAAGAGCCUGCCGAGGGCUGUAGUGCCGACACUUUCCCGAAGGUGAGGCAGCCAUGUGCAAGGGAGAGGGGCUUCAGCCCGCAGGGGUUGGGGGCUGUGCUGGGGGCGGGAAGGGAGAUAAGAGCUGGUCAAAAAAACUGGCUUUUAACAAUCUCUCGCAGGACAAUUUGGUUUUCCUUUGAGCCGUUUUUUUCCUGCAGAGAAGCUCCCCGCGGAAAGUUCGGAUGCUUCGUUGGCAGAACAAACACCAGAAAACUUAAAGAACUGAAUUCGGAAUUGUGCCUCCGGGGAGUUGUGGUUUGGGGGCCUCGAGCUCCCAUUCAUCUCUAUGGGAUGGACUCUCUGGUCGGACUCCAUCUCCCAUGAUGCACCAUGGCCAGAGGCUCCCAUGGGGCACCCCUUGCCCAAGAACAGUGACUGGGGCAUCAUGGAGGAUGGAGUCCAGCCCAAGAAACCAGCCCCCGGGGAGGAGAAUGGGAGUGUGAGGCAUCUGAACUACAACUCCCAUCAGGCAGCAUGGUGCCAUUUUGAAUGGAAAUAUUGCGGUUUUCAAUAUUUUGCCAAAAAGUCAUAAUUUUCUGUGGGGAAGUUGCCUAUUUUCUGACCAGCUCUGCCUGGGCAGCUCCCCCCUGGCCAGGUCCCUGCCCCUCCAGUGGCCUGUCUGUCUCUGAUACCCCCAGGGCAGGGAACAUCUGCUCAUCACCUCCGACAACGUGCCCCCGAGAGAACCCCUUGCUCAGCAAGGGGCCAGGGAGGACCAUUCGCUGAGCCCCACCCACGCCGCUCCCCAUGGGGCCCAUGCUUUUAAUGGGUCGGUGCCCGCCCUCAGCACGCGCUUUCCACGGGACGGCCCCCUCCCCGCCACCGCUCACUGCACUAAUGCUGUCAGUCGUCUGCCCUGUAUUGGCCUGCAGCAUGUGCUCUCCUGUCCCCCCAGCUAGGCCGUCCCAGCCAGCACUGCCAUCCCAGUGCCUAGCUCUCCUCACCACCUCAAAGCCUUGAUUCUCCAGGACGCAGGGGCGCGCGAGGGGAAGGAGGGAUUGGGGAGCCCUGGAAAAUGGCACUUAUUGGGCACAGGGGCCGGGAGUUCCCCUUUCUAGGCACGUGGGGGAGUUAGGGACAGGCCAAGCCAGGGCAGCUCCAUUGUACUGGGCCCGGGGUCGCUUUUUGGUUGUCUACGCGCCCGCUUGACAUCCUGAUCCCUCUCCUGCCACCGCCACCCCAAUUCCUCCAACAGCCAGGGCCCCGUGGUCGCCAGGAUGGGCCGUGCACACUCCCUGCUGUGCUCGGGGAUCCCCCUCGCCCACCGUCACCUUUCAUGUCCCCAGCCCGGGGCCCACCCGCACUGAGAAAGCACGAGGCAUAGGAGACACGUCAUACCUGAGCGGCAGGCGUGUUUAGACCCGGCUCACCCCUGGGGUGCCACCCGUGCGUCUCCGAUCACAGCUUGGCUGGGCCCCGCGUGUUUAACCCUGCAUUGGCUGAUGCGGCUUCCCCAGUGCAGGCGAGGUCACGGCACCGCCUUUUGGGGACUGCACCCGAGGCAAUGGAAUAAACCACCCCACCCACCCCCGCAGCCUGACAGCAGCCAUGGGGGGGGCGCCGACACGACCCAUCUUUAAAGCUGAACCAGCAGAACUGAGCCUCAGCCGAGAGCAAAGCGAGCGCGAGAAGCGGUGCUUGUAGCAAGGAGCUGCCUGUCCCUCUGCACUUAGCCAGCCCCGUGGGCUGUGGCCCGCCUGGCUCUUCAGUUUCUCCUCCGCUGCUUUUUCCUUUUCUUUCUUUUAAAGCGGGGGGGAUAACAGUCGCUGAGGAAUUUAAACCGCCAGGGGGCAGAUCUAAGGCCCAAAGGGCGUCAGACUUUCUGGACUUUUCAAAUUUCACUCCUUAUGUGGAGAAGCUGCACUCACUUACCCCUGCCUGUAGGGGGCACUUACUGGUAGUCAGCCACGCUUUGACCCCCCCAUGCACCCCCGUUUCCCCAGCUGUCUGUCCGCAAACCCCCACCUGAUGAUUUGCGCCUUGUAUUUGUAUCUAUCCGUCUAUAUCAAUAUCCAGUGGAGGGAGUUCGUUUUUAAGCUUUUCCUUACCCGUUUUAGGGCGUGAAUUUUCUUUUUCUUACCUCAGUCGAGAGGCCAACGGGGGUGGGGGGGCAGGGGCUGCUCCACGGCGCGGGGGAUCGGCUUAUUCUGAAUGUACCGUUUAAGGUUCAGGUCUGGGUGAGGAGAGCCACCGCAGGGUUAACGCCGCUCCGAUUUAAGCUAAUAUAUAUAUAUAUAUAUAUAAUUAUAUAUAUAAAUUUUUUUAAUUAAAAAAAAUCUUUUUACGGGUUAUUUUACAAAAAAAAAAACCACACACCUUUUGUGGUUGGUUGUUUUGAUCUGAUAGCGCUUGGCCGACGUAAAGCUUGGUGUGCUGGCCAGGGGCCCAGCGACCGCCGUGAACCCAGCUGUGGUGGGUGUAGGCCGAGGAGCUGUCCCGUUAGCGUUAUGACCAGGGUGCUGGAGCCAGCGGCAGCCAUGGAAGGAGUUGAUUCUUUGCGAGGAGGAGGUCUUUGGAGCCCCCUUUGGUAUUAGCCUCGUCUGUUGCAGUAUAUUCCCAGAGCAACCUGUGUUUGGGAGAGAUGGAGACGCGAGGGCCCGGCACCCACAAAGGGCCCAGGUUUUCCAACAAUCUUGGCACCGAGCGUAGCGGGCUCCGUGGAAAACCUGGGCCCAGGGGUGGGUGCCGCAUGCUUGGAGACGUGGCCCACUCUGUACAAUAUAGGAAGACGUUUCCCUAUCAGAUACUCUGGCUUUCUAUAAUCGGUCCCACCCUGCCCAGGGUGGUGUGAGCUGCAGUAUCCCAGCCCGUUACCCAGCGUUGCCGGCUCUCCUCCCACUAGUUGAUGCUUUUCAUAAAGCCCCAGCUCCCGGAGUCAUGGAGUUAGGGGAAAAUUUCAGUUUUCAUUUAAAAAAAGAAAAAGAUUUUUCUCUUGGGUGAUUGCAGAGAAAAGCUAGAUACCAGGAAGUGAAUGCAGCUUGGAGGGCAGGGAAAAGGGACCCAAAUUGGAUGAGUUAAUAAAACAGCUCCAGUUUGAAUGCUUGGGGCUGGCAGUUGGCUUCAGAACCCGGCAGUCUCUUCCCCGCCUGGCAGCACUCCAGCUUGGCACCAAGUGGCUGGCAACGGGCACAGCAUCUUCAGCUGUUCCUGGUCUGUGCUGGAGGAAGGGAGCUAAAAAUGGGUCAAAUCGGGGCUGGUUCUGAUUUCUGCAAACCCUAGGGGAAAGGCUAGUUCUGAUCCAAACUCCCAGUGUAGGGGGAGGUGGUUCUGAUUCUGGGGCCUCCCUAUAAACCCGUGGAAACGCUGGGACUCCUGCAAGCUCUCCUGGCCCUCCUAGGCUCCCCUCCUCCUCCGGGUUAAAGCUGCAACCCGGGAGCCCUGAUUGUUUCCCAGCAGGAACGCUAUGGGGGGCUGGGGUAGUGCUUAUGAGUGGGUGUGGGGGCAGCUCCAAUAGCGACUGUCCCCUCGCCUCAUUGUCUGAUCACAAGGUUACACAUGGUGUCCCCCCCAUCACACCACCCAGGGUGGGCGCUGCUCCCCAGUCCCUGCCCACGUUCUGCAGCCGCUCACUCCAGGCAGGCUCCGGCAUCAGACAGGUCAGUUCAGAGACAACGGGGCUGCUGAGUUGGGGGUGGGGCGUGACCUCGUCUCUUUGCACUAUUAGUGCAAAAUGUCUUAAGCUCCUAGGAACACUGUGAAGUCCCAGUCCUGAGGAAACACGCUGCCCUGCUUACCUCCGCUCUGCUGAGCAGCUUGUCUAGGAAAUAGGGUUUGGGGCAGGGGCGGGACGGAGGUCAGGAAUCUUCAGCCUCCCCUGGUCCUUUCAGUUGCUUUGGUCUCUGAGGGCGGGGAGGGGAUGGGGAUCCGGGUGUUUGAGCAGGUCCCUGGCCGUCAGCAGUGCCAGCUGGCAGGGCCUUCAGCUAAGCCUGAUGCCCAAACACUAAUGCGCAGAGCUGGAGGGGCUGUCGAGGAAGGCUCUAAAUUUGGCCCCCUUUGGCCCCCCUCACCUGGUAUGAGACCCCCCUCAGCUGGCCCCUCCCCCUCCUAGCCUGGCACAGGACUGGGGCACAGUUCUGGCCGGUUCUGCAGCCUGACCCUGCCAGAGGUGGUGCCGAAGGCCCAGGGGACAGGGGAGUUGUCAUCCCCACUGCUCAGGGAAACGGCACCCAGACCUGGAGGGGGGCGGACGGCAGGGCCUUGACAGGGUCCUGCUCACAGUGGUGGAAGGGCUGGGCCGCUGGCCUGGUCCCUAUUGCAAACCCUGCAGCGGGGGGGGGGGAAUUGUAUUGGUUUGUGUGUGUGUUUGCACGUGUGGUGUGCAUGUCUGUGUUUGCAUGUGGGCCCGUCUCUGUGCGCAUACACUUGCGUCUGUGAUUCUGCGUGUGCGCUAGUCUGUGUAUGCACGUGUGCAAGCAUGGGGGUGUGUGCGCCCAGGUCUGGACAUGUGUGUCUGAUUGCACAUGCAUCUGACUGAUCACCUGAUGUGCUCGCUGCCCAGUGCCAUUUCUUCUCUUCUCCUCGCAGCUUUCCCGGGCACCCGGUCAGCUGCUCCAGCCCCUCCACCACUCAGACUCCCACUGUGGCUUGCUCCCCUUGGCAAAGGCCAUACCCCUCUGCCUUGGCCAGCCGGAGGGGCACUGCUGGGCUGGCAUCCAGCCAGCAUCGCUCUUCUUGGGGGCUCGGGUGUGCGAGGCUUGCGGGUGUGAGCAGGUCUGUGUACGCACUGGUGGGUGCUGCGUGCUGUAGUGUGUGCUACACCUACAUAUCCCUGCACCCCCCACUGAGACCCCCAGCCCCCAGGGCUCAGCUGGGCCUGCCAGUGGCUAUGCAGCACUCAGGGUUAGAAGGGGAUAGUGUGUGGGGGGGGAGUCCCCUGGAGGAUAGGCAUCCCCUGCCCUAUCCCGGGGGGGGUCACCCCCAGAGAGAACCCAGCAGCCACAAAACUGAGCCCCGCUCUGCCUCCUGUGGGGCCAAGCCCUUUGCCGGCCCUGGAGGGCAGGGAGGUGCUUAGCCCCCGCAGGGGAAUGAGGGAGCUAAGACCCUCCAAGCAGGGUCAGGGAAGCUCCUUGCGGGUGCAGAAAGGAAGAUCAGUGACCAUCUCCCAGGCCCCUCCCAGUUAUGCGGGCAGCACUCUGCCCCUAUGCAUGCCCCCUCAAGAGCUGGGCCCCAGUCCCCCUGGACAGCCAGUCUGGUGGGGGGGGCUUGGCCUGGGGGUACACCUGCUAAAACCACCCCCACCCUGACAACCUCCCCUCUUUCCACCAUUGCAAAGGGGAAGGGAGUCUGCAGGAGCCUUCAGACAAAUCCAUUCCCCAGGGGCACUUCCUGGCCAACCCCUCCCUCCUGGGCAAGGUGUGACUCCCCCCCCCAUUCCUGGGGAAGGGGCCUCAGGCAUUCAGGGCUCAGACAGGCUGGGGAGAGGUGCAUUGAGGGAGCUGGGGGAGGUGGCUUGUCUUGUGUAAAGCGCCCCCAGCAGUGGGAGCCACGACUUCACUCCUGGGGGAUGUGGGGGGGUGGGGUUCAGUGCCAGCCACCUGUGCGUGUGCACACCCCCUGGGCACAAGCGUGUGCACACACACACACACACACACACACCCUGGGCACAUGCACUGGCAUGCGCAUAUACACACACACACACAUACACCCUCUGCCAAUGGGGCCGGGCGUGGCUGGGUCCCACCCUUGCGUGAUACCCCAGGUUUGUGGCUGGGGUCCAUGCUGCCUCCUGCUGGCUGUGGCCGUGUCUAGCUGCUCCCCUGGGGCGGCUCCCUGUCAUAUCUGUUGGUCUCCGUUGCAGUUACACAUCCAGUGUCACUAUCUCCCCGUCUAUCUCUGCUCCCAGAGCCCCCCCCCCAGCCCAGCCACGCAAUGGGCAGACUGUGGCAUGACACCCCUGGCCCCCCCAGACUCCCUGCUUGGGACUGAGGGCUGACCCCCAGUGGGGACCCUAUUUAUGUCAGAGGCAGCCUGUGCCCCCCCACCAUGUUCCCACAUCCUCCCCAUCAGUAUUUGGUCACCAAACACAUACCUCCUAGCUUCUGGAGCUGGUACCUUCCCCCCCACACACACUAGCACUGCGGGGGGGGGGGAAUGGGAGGGGAGCAGCUUCAAAUCCAGCCCAUCUCUAGAGACCGUGAGCUUGCUUGGCGCUUUUGGGGGGGGUCCCUUCCCUGCUGUGUCCAGUCAUUGAGGGGGCCUUCCCCCCAGCCCAUGUACUAUGCAUUGUGGCUCCCGCCCCGCGGCUGCGGUGGUGUGGAAGGGUAGUGGCAGGAGUUACUGAAUGUAUGUCGGUGUUUGGGUCUCGGUGCAUUGGGGGGGAAUGGGGGCUGGGGCAGGGCAGGGAGACCACCCUCCUUCCCCUCCCAUGUAUCCCUCCGUGCCCCAUGGGGGAAGGUGUCGGGCGGCAGAGAGCUGCUGCUGUACAUGACAAUCACAGUGUCUGUGACGUGCGAUUUUAAACCCUUUGUGUUUUUGGUCAGGAUUUUAAAGAAAGAUAUUUUUAUGGUAAUUGUUGCUGGUCUAUUUUACUAUAUAUUUAUGUAAUAAAUAUAUGAUGAAAAACAACCCACCCCA